GCGCGCGCGUGAGUUCCAUCUCAAGUGCUGAUGCGUGUGCCUGCGCGUAUGUGUGAUUAGCCAGCACGCAGCACUUCCCCAGGGUUGUGUUUCCUUUUUCCUGAGAUUUGGCGAAGGGUAAAGGGUCGGAGUCACAUGGAUACAAAGCAUUUGAUUAAUGUCCAAGUCACCGCUGUGGCUGCCGGAGCCACCUCCCCUCCAGCCCAGGCCGAGUGAGGCCAGAGCAGCGGGGCCGGGUGCGCAGGGACAGGCCGGAGCCCCCACUCCCGGGAUUUUCCUCUGCGGAGCCCCGCGCCCCCCGCGCCGGGAUUGCAGCCCGAUCCCCUCCUCUCCCCGCGCCCAGCCUCUCCCCAGCAUGUAAAGUCGUCUGUCUCUCCUCGGAGUUGGGGGAGGCGGCAACUUUCCUUUCUCGCCGCCGGGGGCCGGGCAGCAGCCGGCGCGCGGGUCAGCGCUCAGCACGGCUGGCAGCGCCGCGCACCGCCGCCGACCAUGAGCGAGGACAGCCGCGGGGACUGCCGCGCCGAGAGCGCCAAAGACCUGGAGAAGCAGCUUCGCCUGCGCGUGUGCGUGCUCAGCGAGCUCCAGAAGACCGAGCGCGACUAUGUGGGCACGCUGGAGUUCCUGGUGUCGGCAUUCUUACACCGAAUGAACCAGUGUGCAGCAUCAAAAGUUGACAAAAAUGUGACAGAAGAAACAGUGAAGAUGUUGUUCUCAAACAUUGAAGACAUCCUUGCAGUACAUAAAGAAUUCUUAAAAGUUGUGGAAGAAUGCUUACACCCUGAACCUAAUGCUCAACAAGAAGUGGGAAUCUGCUUUCUUCACUUUAAAGACAAGUUUCGUAUCUAUGAUGAAUAUUGUAGUAACCAUGAGAAGGCACAAAAAUUACUUCUUGAACUCAACAAAAUAAGAACAAUCCGGACAUUUCUUUUGAACUGCAUGCUGCUUGGAGGACGGAAGAACACAGAUGUUCCCUUGGAAGGAUAUUUAGUAACACCAAUACAAAGAAUAUGCAAGUACCCUCUCAUUUUGAAGGAGUUGCUGAAGCGGACUCCACGGAAACACCGUGACUACGCAGCAGUGAUGGAAGCUCUUCAAGCCAUGAAAGCUGUCUGUUCCAACAUAAAUGAGGCCAAGAGACAGAUGGAGAAGUUAGAAGUGUUAGAGGAAUGGCAGUCUCACAUUGAAGGCUGGGAGGGGUCCAACAUCACUGACACCUGCACUGAAAUGCUGAUGUGUGGAGUCUUACUGAAAAUUUCUUCUGGAAAUAUUCAAGAACGAGUGUUUUUCCUUUUUGAUAACCUUUUGGUGUACUGCAAAAGAAAACACAGACGGCUGAAGAACAGCAAGGCAUCUACAGAUGGACAUCGGUACCUUUUUCGUGGGCGGAUCAACACGGAGGUGAUGGAAGUGGAGAAUGUGGAUGAUGGCACUGCUGAUUUCCAUAGCAGCGGACACAUUGUUGUUAAUGGAUGGAAGAUACAUAACACAGCAAAAAAUAAAUGGUUUGUUUGUAUGGCAAAAACACCUGAAGAGAAGCAUGAAUGGUUUGAAGCUAUUUUGAAAGAAAGAGAACGGCGGAAAGGUUUAAAAUUAGGAAUGGAGCAGGACACCUGGGUCAUGAUCUCUGAACAGGGCGAGAAACUUUAUAAAAUGAUGUGCAGACAAGGAAAUCUGAUCAAAGACAGAAAAAGAAAACUGACUACGUUCCCUAAAUGCUUUCUUGGAAGCGAAUUUGUGUCAUGGCUGUUGGAAAUUGGAGAGAUUCACAGGCCUGAGGAAGGCGUACACUUGGGACAAGCAUUAUUGGAAAAUGGAAUCAUCCACCAUGUUACUGAUAAACAUCAAUUCAAACCAGAACAGAUGUUAUAUAGAUUUCGCUAUGAUGAUGGAACGUUUUAUCCCAGAAAUGAGAUGCAGGACGUGAUUUCAAAGGGUGUAAGAUUAUAUUGUCGUCUUCAUAGUCUCUUUACUCCAGUGAUAAGAGAUAAAGAUUACCAUUUAAGGACCUACAAAUCUGUGGUCAUGGCCAACAAACUAAUAGACUGGUUAAUUGCACAGGGAGAUUGCCGCACCAGAGAAGAGGCAAUGAUAUUUGGCGUUGGACUCUGUGACAAUGGAUUUAUGCAUCAUGUCCUUGAAAAAAGCGAAUUCAAAGAUGAACCUCUACUUUUCCGUUUUUUUUCGGAUGAGGAAAUGGAAGGAUCAAAUAUGAAACAUCGACUUAUGAAACAUGACUUAAAAGUUGUGGAAAAUGUUAUAGCUAAGUCAUUAUUGAUUAAAUCCAAUGAAGGCAGCUAUGGCUUUGGGCUAGAAGACAAAAAUAAAGUUCCAAUAAUCAAGUUGGUAGAAAAGGGAUCUAAUGCUGAGAUGGCUGGCAUGGAAGUUGGGAAAAAGAUUUUUGCCAUUAAUGGUGACCUAGUUUUUAUGAGGCCUUUCAACGAAGUGGAUUGCUUCCUGAAGUCAUGUUUAAACAGCAGAAAACCUCUAAGAGUUCUUGUGAGCACAAAGCCAAGAGAGACGGUGAAAAUUCCAGAUUCAGCUGACGGACUUGGCUUCCAGAUCCGAGGAUUUGGCCCUUCUGUUGUGCAUGCUGUAGGAAGAGGAACUGUGGCCGCCGCAGCUGGCCUUCACCCUGGACAGUGUAUUAUCAAGGUGAAUGGAAUCAAUGUCAGCAAAGAGACACAUGCCAGUGUCAUUGCACAUGUGACAGCCUGCAGGAAGUACAGGCGGCCAAUGAAGCAAGAUUCCAUACAGUGGGUUUAUAAUAGCAUUGAGAGUGCUCAAGAGGACCUUCAAAAAUCUCACUCCAAGCCCCCUGGAGAUGAAGCAGGGGAUGCUUUUGACUGUAAAGUAGAAGAGGUCAUUGACAAAUUCAACACUAUGGCCAUCAUUGAUGGGAAGAAGGAGCAUGUGAGUCUGACAGUGGACAAUGUCCACCUGGAAUAUGGUGUCGUGUAUGAAUAUGACAGCACAGCUGGCAUCAAGUGCAAUGUGGUGGAAAAGAUGAUUGAGCCCAAAGGUUUCUUCAGCCUAACUGCCAAGAUUCUUGAAGCCCUGGCUAAAACUGACGAGCAUUUUGUACAAAACUGCACCAGUCUAAAUUCUCUAAGUGAGGUGAUUCCUACUGACCUUCAGAGUAAAUUCAGUGCCCUUUGUAGUGAAAGAAUUGAACACAUUUGUCAGAGAAUAUCCAGUUAUAAAAAGUUUUCUCGUGUACUGAAGAAUAGAGCCUGGCCUACUUUUAAACAGGCCAAAUCUAAAAUCUCCCCACUGCACAGCAGUGAUUUCUGCCCUACCAACUGCCAUGUCAAUGUGAUGGAAGUUUCUUAUCCCAAAACAUCAACCUCUUUGGGAAGUGCAUUUGGUGUUCAGUUGGAUAGUAGGAAGCAUAAUUCUCAUGAUAAAGAAAACAAAUCUUCAGAGCAAGGGAAACUGAGUCCUAUGGUGUACAUUCAGCACACCAUCACAACCAUGGCAGCCCCUUCAGGUCUGUCUCUGGGGCAGCAGGAUGGCCAUGGUCUCAGGUAUCUGCUAAAAGAAGAAGACUUAGAAACCCAAGACAUCUACCAGAAGCUGCUGGGCAAACUUCAGACUGCACUGAAAGAGGUGGAGAUGUGUGUUUGUCAAAUAGAUGACCUUCUGUCUUCAAUAACAUAUUCUCCUAAAUUAGAACGUAAGACACAAGAGUGCGUAAUACCAACAGACAGUGACAAUGAGAAGGGAGAAAGAAACAGCAAACGAGUCUGUUUUAAUGUAGCAGGGGAUGAGCAGGAAGAUUCUGGUCAUGAUACCAUCAGCAACAGAGACUCUUACAGUGACUGCAACAGCAAUAGAAAUUCCAUCGCCUCCUUCACGAGCAUCUGCAGCAGCCAGUGCAGCUCGUAUUUCCACAGUGAUGAAAUGGACUCAGGUGAUGAACUUCCCCUAAGUGUUCGCAUUUCUCAUGAUAAACAGGACAAGAUACAUAGUUGCCUUGAGCAUCUUUUCAGCCAGGUGGAUUCAAUUACCAAUCUUCUAAAAGGGCAGGCUGUUGUGAGGGCCUUUGACCAAACCAAGUAUCUCACACCAGGCAGAGGAUUGCAAGAAUUUCAACAGGAAAUGGAACCAAAGCUGAGUUGUCCAAAAAGGUUACGACUUCAUAUCAAGCAAGAUCCUUGGAAUCUUCCCAGCAGCGUCCGGACUCUUGCUCAGAACAUCAGGAAAUUCGUUGAAGAAGUAAAGUGUAGAAUACUCCUGGCUCUUCUUGAAUAUUCAGAUAGUGACACACAGCUCCGCAGAGACAUGGUUUUCUGCCAGACUCUUGUGGCCACUGUCUGUGCCUUCUCUGAGCAGCUCAUGGCAGCCUUGAACCAGAUGUUUGACAACAGCAAGGAAAAUGAGAUGGAAACUUGGGAAGCCAGCAGAAGGUGGCUGGACCAGAUAGCGAAUGCAGGUGUUCUUUUUCACUUUCAGUCACUUCUGUCACCAAACUUGACAGAUGAACAAGCCAUGUUAGAAGAUACACUGGUUGCACUAUUUGAUUUGGAAAAGGUUUCCUUUUACUUUAAACCAUCAGAAGAGGAACCCCUGGUUGCAAAUGUUCCUCUUACAUAUCAAGCAGAAGGAAGUCGGCAAGCUCUGAAAGUUUACUUCUACAUUGAUAGUUAUCAUUUUGAACAACUUCCUGAACGGUUGAAAAAUGGAGGAGGAUUUAAAAUUCAUCCUGUUCUUUUUGCACAAGCACUGGAGAGCAUGGAAGGAUAUUAUUAUAGAGACAGUGUUUCUGUGGAAGAAUUUCAAGCUCAGAUAAAUGCAGCCUCACUGGAGAAGGUCAAGCAGUACAACCAGAAGCUCAGGGCAUUUUACUUGGACAAGUCAAAUUCACCACCAAAUUCCACAUCCAAAGCUGCCUAUGUAGAUAAGCUAAUGAGGCCUCUCAAUGCUUUGGAUGAACUUUACCGACUGGUAGCCUCGUUUAUCAGAUCCAAGCGCACAGCUGCCUGUGCAAACACAGCUUGCAGUGCCUCUGGGGUUGGACUGCUGUCAGUUUCCUCGGAGCUGUGCAGUAGGCUAGGAGCCUGCCACAUCAUCAUGUGCAGCAGCGGCGUGCAUCGGUGCACCCUGAGCGUGACGCUGGAGCAAGCGAUCAUUCUGGCCAGAAGCCAUGGACUGCCACCUCGCUAUAUCAUGCAGGCUACAGAUGUGAUGCGGAAGCAGGGAGCAAGAGUUCAGAAUACAGCGAAGAAUUUGGGAGUUAGAGACCGGACCCCACAGUCUGCACCAAGGCUGUACAAGCUGUGUGAGCCGCCUCCCCCAGCUGGAGAAGAAUGAAAAGAAAUCUCAAGAAACCAAGCAGUCAGAAGCUCCUGAAUGCUGGACUAGAUAACACUACAUGCUGGCUAAACAUUCUCCACUAAAGAUAAAUAAAUGCAUUUUUUUUUUCUCUAAAUCUCCCAUUGCAAACAAGUAGUGUUCAGUUUAUACAGAUAUUUAUGCUGGAAAUGGAUAGGAGUUCAGUCAGACAAUUUAGCUUCACAAAGUGAUGUUUCUCUGUAUUGACAUUAAGUAUUCACUUUUAGAGUAAAAUCCAUCCCUGGAACGUAAACAAAAAAAAAUAGAGAUUUCAAAAU
Sapajus apella (tufted capuchin) is the source of this 5609-nucleotide messenger RNA. It is a transcript of the gene PREX2, whose product is annotated as phosphatidylinositol-3,4,5-trisphosphate dependent Rac exchange factor 2. The transcript has 40 exons. The coding region runs from base 490 to 5310 and encodes 1606 amino acids. Gene Ontology annotation, molecular function: guanyl-nucleotide exchange factor activity; protein binding. NCBI's taxonomy places the organism in Eukaryota, Metazoa, Chordata, Mammalia, Primates, Cebidae. Gene Ontology annotation, biological process: intracellular signal transduction. The record is from RefSeq and is a predicted model, not a curated record.